UACCCGCACCUUGCACCUUGCGCGUGCGCCACCACGCGAUGCUCCUCUCCGGCGUUGCUAGGCGGCGAUUCGCUGCGCCUGGUGCAUUGCGCGCUGCCUCCGUCAGGAGAUCUGUUCUCGGCAGCAGCAACAGCACUAGAGGCUGUCAAGCCGCUCCCCGCUCUGCUAGUAGGCUCGCCUCUACCCUGCCCGAUGUGUGCGGCCUGCCCGUAGUCACCACCAGCUGGCAAGCCAUCAAGAGCCUCGAUGACGCGUAUACGGAGUACGCCAAUCUCAGCGGAGACCCGUUCCUGCGGACCCAGGAGGCCCUCGAGCACGACUCCUCUUGCGUCAUGGCGCACUGCUUCCGCGGGCUGCUCGCCGCCCUCAGCCAAUCAGACCCCGACGCCGUCGCCGGGUGCCUCGCUGCCGCGGAGAGGGGGCUGCAGCUUCAGGGGAUUGACGUUGGCGACGGUGACGAUGCCGCCCGUGCCAAGGAGGGGGAGAGAGAACGGGUGUUCGCCGCUACUCUGAGGGCGUGGUGCGGUGGACGCUGGCGCGAGGGAGCGCUGCACCUGGAGACGUGGCUCAUGUCGGCGCCGGUGGACCUGCCGGCGCUAAAGCUGUCGCAGGACGCUCACCUCACCCUGGGCGAUAGCGCCAACAUGAGAGACUGCGUCGGAAGGGUGCUCCCCUUCUGGUCUGACGCGACUUUCGGCUACGGAAACGUGCUGGGCAUGCACGCUUUCGGGCUAGUGGAGAACGGCGCCUACGCGUUGGCGGAGGAGCGGGCGGACAUGGCCCUGGCGAUUCAGAGGACGGACAUCUGGGCGGUGCACGCCAUGGCGCACGUUUUCGAAAUGGAGGCCAGGGCGAGCGAGGGCUGCUCGUUUCUAACGGAGUGCAGGGACAAGUGGGAGGACACGGAGGGGCCGCUGCAGCAGCACAUGGCCUGGCACCUCGGGCUGUUCUCCUUGGAGAGGGGCCAGGAAGCGCGAGCGACGAGGGUGUUCGAUACGCUUCUGGCACCCCCAAGAGAGGGGGGUACGCUGGACGGGGCGCUUCUGCUCCCGCCCCCCGCCCCUUUCGCGUUGACGGACGCCUCAAGCCUACUGUGGAGGAUGGAUUUGUUGGGAGUGGAGACCGGGGCUUCGAGAUGGCGCGGUGUCGCGGAGGCUUGGCUCCAGUACCAGCACGCGCGACACCUCUCCACGUUCCACGACCUCCACGCCCUGAUGGCGUUCGCGGCCAUGGCCAACGGCGUUGAAGACGAUGCUGAGGCGGAGUACUGGGAGUCCAGGACCCGGGAACUACUAGAGUCCAUGGGAGAGUAUGUCAAGAGCGGAGGAGAAGCCCCUGCGGCGGCAAGGCGACGACGACAACCACCAGCGCCAGCAGGUGGCUCGGAGCCAACACCAGCGUCCACAGCAGCAACGCCGACUGCGGCGCCCGUUGAACUCCACGCGUUCCCGGUCAGCCGAAACCGUGGCGUUGGGGGGGACGCGGAUGAGGGGGGCGUGGAGGGUCCCCCGGACAACUUAUGGGUGGCGGAGCACGUUGGCCUGCCGUUGUGCCGCGCGAUGGCUGCGUACCGGGGGGGCGAGUUUGACGAGGCGGUAUCGCUGCUGCUGCCCCUGCGGUAUCACCUCGACGCCAUCGGUGGCAGCAAGGCCCAGCAGGAUGUGGUGCACCUAACCCUUCUAGACGCGGCCUUGCGGCUCCCAGAGAAGGCCACGGUAGCGAGAACGCUGGUGUGCGAGCGUCGACUGCAGCGGCCCACGAGCGGGCGAGCCUGGGAGGCGUUCGCCACGGUGAUGGAGAGGGACGGUGACAUGCGCCAAGCCUUCGAGGCCCGAAAGCUGUCGUUCGAGUUCGGCAUCGGCCAGGGCGGGGUCGGCGCAAACUAAGACAAGUCGGCUUCAGAGAACACCGCUUUGGAAGCAAGAGUGUCUCGAUAUCACUCCAAAUCAUACCCCGUCCACGUUUGACGAGCCUAGGUGACGCAGAAUCGCUCAGCACAGACAGGGGUAUUGGCCGCACAGCAGUUGCCUACGGCCUUCCAGCAUGGAGAUAUUGAAAUGCAUGCAUCGAGGCCGUACGUGCUUUUAGAUCGUAGCACCAAAACUCGAAAAUUCUCAGAAGUGCGUCAAGGCUGUUUUUCCAUCAUGUCAUGUUUCCUCCACACCUGGAGGAACAACACACUUGAGGAGGUCUGCCUGUGCUGUACCUUUUUUCGGCGUCCCAAUCGAGUGACCGCGAAGAAGAGAGGUAGACUUUGUUCACUGCGGUGGUCCACGAUCAGUGUUGGACUUCCUUGUUGCGAGAGAGAAGACUUAGCAGUUAGUUGCCUCUCAAGUCGACGUACUUCUCGCACAUCGUUCGCCCCAGGCGCAGCCAGUAUAGAUCAGACCCUCGCUGGCAGGCUGCUGAUCGUUCUACAACCAUGUACUUUUAUGAUAGGAGAGGCGUAUAUCGCCCCAUUCGCUGUGGACUCGUUUUGACUCGGGCGUAUUUCGCAGUAUUUCGCCGUCUUUGGGGGUGCGGGAUUUUUGUCGGCCUCUACGACGGUGGUGGGUGCUGAUGGCUUCUGCUCACGAAGGCAUGCAGGUGGCGUGUGGGGUGGUGAACACGGGUGGUUACGACCGUGAACGGUGUGCCACGACGGCAGCAAAUAGUGGGACAUGUCCAAUC
This is a messenger RNA of Ectocarpus siliculosus, 2670 nucleotides long. The record is from the annotation of a GenBank genome assembly. NCBI's taxonomy places the organism in Eukaryota, Phaeophyceae, Ectocarpales, Ectocarpaceae.